UGGUCUUACUGUGAGGAAAUUCUAUAAGAAGCCUUGAGGUCGUACAUAGUCUCUGUCCUCAUCACCCUCAGAGUCCCAUCUCCAUUCACCCAUCAGUCCAUUCAUCCAUCCGCUCACGCAUUCUCUCACUUAGAGUCUCCGCCCUCACUUCCUUCAAAAUGAGAUUCAUACUCCCCACUCUGCUGAUGCUGGCCUCCAAGGUCCUCGCCACGCCAGUUGACCCCCGGGCUGUCUCUCCCUUCGGUGGCGAGGAGGAGCUCCUGGCUCCGAAUGAUGUUGACACUGUCGCAUCUCUGGAAUUCAUCGGACCCGUGACUCCUGGAGGGCCCAAUGUUACCCUCUACGGCACUGCAAAAGGCAUUUACGAGCAGAUCAUCAAGCUCAACCCUGAGUACGAUGUUUUCGCCUUCCCCGAGAAUGCGGCGGAGUUCGCGGCCGAGGGCCUCACCAGGGAGGACAUUGAAACGAGCAAGAACCCCGCACGCUCCCUACUUGCUUCUCGAGACCUAGACAAGAGGGGACAGUACAAUUGCAAGAUUGGCAAAUAUGUUGGCAACUUCAAUACGCAAUGCGUCGAGGGCCUUCUCUAUCUCCGCCGACUAGGCCAGUCGUGGUGCGGAGCCAAGGCGAGGAGUUGUGCUCGCGUGAGCUGCUCCCACAACUGCGGCAUGUAUCUGUGCAGCAAGCUCAAGAAGGAGAAGAAGGUGCGCUGCGCUAGCAUCGCCAAGGAUAUCUCGCACAUUGCUGGAGAGUGCGGCGUUAGAGUCGGCACUUCGGCCUUCACUGUGCUCAGGGCCAGAGGCCGAAAGCAUUUCAACAGCCACAACAUCGAGCUCUCUUCCACCCGCUGCUAAAUAAGAGCUGGGUAAGCCCAAUGCCCCCAGGGCCGAGGGGACGGCGGCGACUCACACGCAGGCAUUGGCGCUCAUUCACCCACGGUGAUGGGGAUAAUAUGUAUCGAAAUGGGGGCCUUUUGAAUUCUCUUCCGGGAGAAGGCCGGGAAGGGUUCUUUCAAUUGUACCUUCUAUUGUAUUAAUAGCUACUUAGAAAUAUGGCGGGACAGUGCAUAGUAUUAGUUGGCAACUUAAUGGAACAAUUGUUACAUCGCUUCAA
Molecule: messenger RNA, 1113 nt
Organism: Durotheca rogersii
Lineage: Eukaryota; Fungi; Ascomycota; Sordariomycetes; Xylariales; Xylariaceae
Exons: 4
Coding region: 159-854 (231 amino acids)
Source: RefSeq, a predicted model, not a curated record